This is a messenger RNA of Musca vetustissima, 2605 nucleotides long. Its product is annotated as basic proline-rich protein. The coding region runs from base 89 to 2605 and encodes 838 amino acids. The record is from RefSeq and is a predicted model, not a curated record. The transcript has 2 exons. NCBI's taxonomy places the organism in Eukaryota, Metazoa, Arthropoda, Insecta, Diptera, Muscidae.
UUCAAUUCGGAUUUUAUAGAAAGCAGCCAAAAUUGUGGAAAAACAGGAAAAAACUCCCAAGCGGAAGAAGAAGGCCGCAGCCAGUAAAAUGACUGCGGUCUUCUCGCCGCAACCACCGCCCCAGGCGGCUGGUCAACCACCUCCGGGAAGUAUGAUGCAGCCACCACAAUCAACGACACCGAACUCAAUGCAACCACCGCAACAGCAAUCUGUUGUUGGUCCGGGUCCGGGUGUUGGCAUGAUGGGGCCGGGCGGAGGUGGACCCGGUAUGCCACCUGGCAUGGGCAUGAGUGGACCGGGCGGUGGACAAAUGCAACGGGGACCACCGAUGGGCGUGAUGGGUGGUCCAUCGGGAGGCCCAGAAGGUAUGAUGGGUGUUCCAUCGGCCGGACAACAUGGUGGUGGUGUUCCACCUCCAAGUCCCACACAUAUACAGAAAAUACUCGAUGAAAAUUGUAAAAUUAUCCAGACAAUACAAAGCUUCCAGAAUAUGGGUAAAUCGUAUGAGUGUACAUCGUAUCACAUUGCGCUACACAGGAAUCUCGUUUAUCUUGCCCAAUUGGCGGAUCCAACAAUGAAUAUAAAUCAGAUCUUGCCACCACCACACAUUUUGCAGCCUCAGGCCCAGCAACAGGGGCCACAUGGUAUGAUGGGAUCGGGAGGACCACCACCUCCACAGCAACAAUCUGUGCUGCAAGGAGGACCACCACCGCCGCCUGGUAGCCAGUCACAAAUGGGUGGUCCUGGUGCGCCCGGUGGCAUGGUGACGAUGCAACAACAACAUGAUAACAGUGGUCAGCAGCCACCGUCGGGUAUGCCUUCAUAUGGAGGUCAAGUGCCGCAGCAACAUCCCGGAAUGACUCCGAACGGUAGCCAGUCCCAACCACCCAAUGGUCCACCACCUGGCCAAGGUCCUGGUGGCCAGCAAGGCGGUCCGCCACCACAAUCCCAGCAACAGGGACCGUAUAGAGGACCAGGUCCCCAGGGACCGCCAUCUCAACCGCCUGGCCAAGGACAACAGCAGCAAUCAGGUCCACAACAACAACAGGCAGCUAAUGCUAACAAUCAAGGCAGCCAACAACGUCCAAAUUCGGGAACUCCCACACCGGGCGCUCCACCACCUGGUCAAGGUGCAUCACAACCACCUCAGGGCCCUCCAAAUCAACAAGCUCCACAACAGCCGCCACAAGGCCCUCCACCACAGCAAAGCCAAUAUCGGGGAGCCUAUCCACCACAACAGCAUACCCAUUAUCCCGGUUAUCCACCACAGCAACAACCACAAUAUCCUCCACAGGGUGGAUAUCCAUAUGGACCGCCGACACAUGGCUAUGGACCGCCACCGCCAAAUGCACAAACUGGUUAUCAGGGACACGCCGGUAUGCCGCCAACAUCAGGAAAUAAUGGUCCACCCGGCCAACAUCCAUAUGGCGCGAACACAGGUCAACAAGGACCACCGGGAGCCUAUCCUCCACCACCCAAUCAACAAAUGAAUUCAGGGCAACAACCUCCCCCCGGGCAAAUGUAUGGCCCGCCGGGUGGUAAUCAAGGUCCACCUCCAAAUCAAUAUGGACCGCCACAAAGCUCAGGGGGUCCACCACCUCCAAUGGGUUACGGUGGAUAUGGAGCACCACCACCAAACAGUUAUGGCCAAGCAACUAAUGCCCCACCAGGUGGCUAUGGACCGCCACCAACAAGCCAAGCUCAAUCACCCUAUCAACCAUAUCAGCAGGCUGGGCCCGGUCCACAAGGCUAUCCAGGUCAAGGCCCACCUCCGCCACAGACACAAGGCAAUCAGCCUUCAAAUGCAACACAAGGUGGGCCGCCUAAUCCAAAUGCUCCACCUCCUGGUAGUGGUUAUAGUUCGUCACCCAGUCCUGGCCAAACACCACCACCCAAUCAGCAGCAGCCACCUGUAAGCGGUGCAAACGGUCCGCAAAAUCCAGCAACAAGUGUGCAAUCAACGCCGCCACCCACUCAGCCGCCAACGAGUAGUUCCAGUGCAGUUAGCACGGCUGGCCCGACACCAACAUCCCAACAGGCGGGGCAACAACAACAGCAACAGUCGUCAGCACCACCCGGGCCGCCGGGACCACCUGGAACAGCUUCACAACAGCAACAACAGACACCACAAAAUUAUCCUCCGGCUUCCAACAGUGGACCACCAACGACUGGACCCCAGGCGACAUACUCUUCACCACCGUCCAGUGUGGCUGGUAACAAUUCACCAUAUGCUCAGCCACCGCCGCAGCAAAAUCCACCCGGUAGCGGACCACCUAAUACCACAGCUCCUCCAUCGAAUGGGGCACCACCACCAAUGGCUCCGAAUCAGUAUCAACCACCACCCGGUGCACAGCCACCCUAUGGGGCACCACCGCCACCACAAGGUUAUGGUCCACCACCACCCGGUGGAUAUGCCCAGCAUGGUUAUCAUCAGCCGCAGGGCGGCUAUGGUGCUAUGCCACCUCAGGGACAGUAUCCGCCGCCAUCACCGCAAGGUUAUCAGGGAUAUCGUCCAGCUGGACAACAAAUGCCACCACCAGGUGCUCCGCCACAAGGACCACCGCCAGGUGCCUAUUCGUAUUACAGUAACCAACCGCCGCAAUAA